UUGUCCCUAAUUUACUUCCCAUCCACUUCACAUCACUGUAACAAGCCCGCUGUCGGAGUUUAAUUGCCGAGACGUUGUCUAACAUUGUCAUUCAUUAUCUUACAGCGGACACCGUGCUACGCAUGGCAACAGUGAUAAAUGUACCACCCCUUAUGGAAACGGGAGCUUUAGAAAUACCUUUAUUGGUGCUUUGAUAUGAUUGGGUAUUUCUGAAUACGGAUCGUGUGUUCCCUCUGGUUUAUAUAGUCAGACGAAGCAGAAAACAGAUGCUCACAUCUACUGUCUGGUUGAAAACACUUCCGACCUCGAACUGUGCAUUUCCUGAGGCUUUCACAUUGUGGAGUUCUGUUUAAAUAUUGUAUGAUAUUCAACAGCGAUGGUCCGAGAAGAGCUCCUUGUGUUCAUCGUUGGAUUUACGAUGGUGUGCGGGUCGGGGAGACUGUCCCUCCGCCUUCUGUCCUUCAACAACCCCGGGGGUAAGGGCAACAACGGCAACUACUGCGACGGGUUCUCCAUCUUCAAACACUCGCCGUGUGACCACCAGUUCACCAUAUGCCUACACACUGUACACGGGUCCAUGGACCUGAACAGGUGCCAGUAUGGGCGGGCGGUGACUGGCGAGGUCAGGGACCAGGAUCGGACCACAUUCGGGAGAGAUAUCGGGGGUGUCAGGAACCCUAUUGUGUUUCGCAUGACAUCACUUCCGCCUAGACUACGAAUCAAAGUUGGAAUAUGGGACGUGGAUAGCAGCAACGCAUACGACUUUGUUGACAUCAUGGCGAGUGACACGACCUUGACCCCAAGUCCAACCGAGGCUGGUUCCAGAGCCUCCCGACUUCUGAUCAAGAGAAGAAGCUCUCUGAUUGUUGACGUCAAAUCCUACUGUGAUCCCAACUACUAUGGCGCGCAGUGUUCAGUGUUCUGUUCUCCCAGCACCAAGGGGCGGUACACCUGCCACCCGUACACUGGAGCCAAGACCUGCGCACCCGGCUGGUACGGCAUGAACUGUGAGGUCAACGUGGAUGACUGCGCGAGUAGCCCUUGUCUAAACGAAGCCAUGUGUAUGGACAGACAUCGAGGAUAUGUAUGUGCGUGCGCAGAUGGGUUCUUGGGUCAACGAUGCGAGACAAGGAUCAACCCCUGUCUGUCCGAACCUUGCAGCAACGGUGGGCUUUGUGAAGACACUGGCAGGGGUUUCACGUGCAACUGCCCGGUUGGUUGGGCGGGGCAACAGUGCACAAUGGACAGAGACGAGUGCGCAAGCUACCCGUGUCACCAUCACGGAACCUGUGUCGACUAUGCGGGAAGUUACGAGUGUUUGUGUUUACAUGGCUACACUGGCCGACUUUGCGAGGACAACAUCAACGACUGUUUGAGCAGCCCCUGUAUCAACAACGCUACCUGCAUGGACGACGUAAACAGCUAUCGUUGCGCAUGCGCGACAGGAUUUACUGGACGGUCUUGCGAGGUCAAUAUCAAUGAGUGUUUAAGUAAUCCCUGCGCCAACGGCGCUUCCUGCGAAGACGACGUAAACGGAUACCAUUGCACAUGCGCGAAUGGAUUUGUUGGGGAAUUCUGUGAUGAAAAUAUCAAUGAUUGUUUAAGAAACUCCUGCGCCAAUAACGCUUCCUGCGUAGACGACGUGAACGGCUAUCACUGCGCAUGCGCAGAAGGAUUUACCGGGCAGUUUUGUGAGAAUAAUAUCAAUGACUGUUUAAUCCAUACCUGCAGAAACAACGCUACAUGCGUGGACGGAGUAAACGAGUAUCUUUGCGCAUGCGCGGCUGGGUUCAGUGGUAAAUUCUGUGAGGAGAAUAUCGACGACUGUUACAGCAACCCCUGCGCCAACGACGCCACCUGUAUGGAUGACAUCAACGGCUAUCGUUGCGCAUGCGCAUCAGGAUAUUUUGGCGACAACUGCGAGUUUGAAGUCAAUGAGUGUAUCUCUGAUCCUUGUCAAAAUGGAGGAACGUGCUCCGAUAGCUUAAACGAGUUCUCCUGCAAAUGUCCAGACGGAUACGAAGGCAAAUACUGCGAAAAUAGAACUAACCCAUGCGCCAGCAACCCAUGCAGUCACAACGGAUCAUGCCACGCGAAUACCACUGACUUUACUUGUGAGUGCCUGUCUGGGUACACUGGCACGUUAUGCGAGGCCGAGGAGGACCCGUGCGUGAGUCGGCCAUGUUGGAACGGGGCCACUUGUACCAGUCUAGGACCCGCGUUUACUUGCAGAUGUCCCCGCGGGUUCACAGGAUCCGCAUGUGAAGUCGAGGUCAACGAAUGUGACUCAUCCCCCUGUCUGAACAACGGUACAUGCGUUGAUGAGGUGGGCCACGUGACGUGUAGAUGUAUGGAUGGCUAUUCGGGACACUUUUGUCAGAUUGAUAUCAAUGAAUGUUCCUCAAGUCCUUGCCACAACAACGGAACAUGCGUGGACAGGAAGGGAUUCUUUAACUGCACAUGUGAUGAAUUUUAUGAAGGGAUACGUUGCGAGAUUCCUAUUCCCGCAUCCUCAGUGCCUGAACAGCCUCUGGUCUCCACACAGAGCAUGACAGCGACUUCACAAAGUGCCACCUCCAGCAUCUCAACACCAGGGCUUAUACACGGCGACACGGAAUCCUCUACGGCUUCAUUGACAGCCUCAUCUGCAGCCUCCACCUACGCUGUAGAUUCGAGCACGGACGCUGGAGGUCGUAUCACGCCUACCCCGGCGUUAGAUUCCAGCACUGAUAUCAGUACGGCAGCCAAUAGACUUGCCUCAGAGAUAUACCAGACCGCAUACACCACCAUGGACCUCACAUCCGCCAUCUGGCCCACGCCAGUCAGUAGUUGGACCGAGAGUUGGGCCACAGAGACUUCUCAGAUGACUGUUGGGAACGGAAGUGUCUCUACGGCAGAAGAGACAGCGCCGCAUGACUCUUGUUUUCCGCUUUACCUCGAGGGGAAACUAGGAACGAAAGAUGAAGAGGGUCUUAAUGAAAAGAUGACGCGCAUGCUCAGAGACUACGCUGAUCUGAAUGGCAAUUUCAGUGUCAGUUGUCAGUUCGCGUAUUUCAAAGACGAAAAAGGAGGUCCGGUCACUGAGGUGACGCUGGUCAUCACUGUUGAUGGUCAGUUACUGGACACGUCUCAGAUGAGGGAGAUUUGCAAGAAAAUACCCACUGAAAACCUCCUCGAUGGCUUCCCCCACAAGAUGUAUCUCGGCUCGAGGUUUCCGAUGUCAAGUUCAGCAGCUCAAAGUGACGAUCAGGUUUUAGGGAUGCCAACCGUCGUCGUGAUCGUGGUCGGGGCGGUAGCGGGUUUCCUUGCCAUUACUGCAGCUGUCAUUAUAAUUAAGUAUCGAAGCCGAUGUCGGUCCAGCAGGAUCACAGAGCCAUUGAACGCGGAUUCCGAUUCGUUCGGGCACUUCGAGAACCAGAUGUAUAUGCAACCUCACACCAUCACCGUGGCGGAUAGAGCCACGUCUAUAGACUAGGCCACGUGGGUUGGAUGGGGGAGGAGCUUCCCGAUAACCAAUCAAUAACCAGCCAAAGAAGUCACCAAAUCAGGGGUUGCCCUGUCGAUGUGUUUACAUUUUGUAAAAUAUGCCGUGUAAAUGAUUCCGCUCUCGAUAAUCCAGGUUUUAUAUCUACCCCCUUGAGCUAGAUAAAUUCUGUGCAAGGUUUCUGAAACAGAGAUAUGGAAAUGGUAACGUUACUUAUGAAUAUUUUGGAGGAUAUUUUUCGUGGUGAAGACAGAACACACAAUAUCGUAAAAAAUAUCCCGAACUGUUUUGGUUCAGUAUGUAAUAAGAGGACACGGGUGGCCCAGUCGUCUGAGGCGCCCUGAUUCGCUGUGCAGAGUUGCGUCCCUUGGGCACGCCAGAAACCUAUGAUUGUGGGUUCGAAUCCCGGUUCGCCCUGAUUAUGUUUCUAGGUUUG
Molecule: messenger RNA, 3920 nt
Organism: Haliotis rufescens (red abalone)
Lineage: Eukaryota; Metazoa; Mollusca; Gastropoda; Lepetellida; Haliotidae
Product: fibropellin-1-like
Exons: 12
Coding region: 377-3475 (1032 amino acids)
Biological process (GO): cell communication; multicellular organism development; Notch signaling pathway
Cellular component (GO): membrane
Molecular function (GO): calcium ion binding; Notch binding
Source: RefSeq, a predicted model, not a curated record